AUGAAAACAUCACCAAUUAAAGUACCAUCAUCAAUACGACGAAUUAUUGAAUUAUUUCAAAUAUUAUCCACUAAUCAAAAUGCAUCAUACCAAAGUAAAUACAUUACAAAUUAUCUACAUGAUACUUCAGAUUUAUCUUUGAGAAAUGUCAAUUGGUCAACAAUGAAUAAAAAUAUGAAUGGAGGUGUUUUUGGUAAGUACGAUAGAAAUAGAGAUCAAUUAUUGUUUUCAAAUCCCAUUCCAUUUGGUGUAAACGAGCUAUUAGAUACAAAAUCACUUUUCAAAUCUAAAAUAAAAUUCAAUUCACCUAAUGAAUUAAUUUCGAAGUACCCAAAAGGAUUCAAAAAUUCAAAUGUUUUCAUAAACGAUAUAAAAUCAUUAGUUAAUGCUUAUUAUAACCCCAAAAAAUCAAUACCAAUAAACCAAAAAUAUAGACAAAUUUUCAAAUACUACCUACAAAGAUUAAAUUCCCCUACUAAUGUGAUGAUAAUACUAAAACAAGAUCAAAGGUUAUUCUCACAGUCCUCAUUAGAAAAUUGGAAUCAAGAAUAUAUAGAGAUCUCAAAUUUUAUAAGAAAAUUGAAUUAUGACGACCAUCACCAAAAAUAUAAAGAUUCUUUUGAAAUUAGUAAAGUUGUAGAUCCUGAUAUUUUGAAUCUUUCACUUAAAAGUCAUUAUUUAUUUGAAAAUGCUAAAAAUUUGGAUAGAUCAAUUGAUCAAGCUUCUUGGGAUGAGAUUAAUACAGUCACAGAUAGGAUAGCUGAUAAUAUUACAGAGAAUCAAGAAAUGAGGUUUAUGAAAGGUAAAAAAAAAGUUGAUCCUUCAACAGAAGACCCCUUAUUAGAUCAACAAAUUUCGGAAGUAUUUGAUCUACUUGGGAAAUUUGGUAAUGAUGAUUUGAGUUUUAUAUUGCAAGAUUUUAAAUUUGAUUUGAUAUAUAAUCAGUUUUUUAUGUUGAAUGUCUUGAAUUCAAAAACUGAUUAUAGUCAAAUUUUAGAGUAUUUGCAUAAACAUUCGUCAUUUGAUGUCAUUGGAAUCAAAGAAAAUAAUUUAGUACACAAAUAG
This is a messenger RNA of Lodderomyces jiufengensis, 1065 nucleotides long. RefSeq lists its product as uncharacterized. Lineage: Eukaryota; Fungi; Ascomycota; Pichiomycetes; Serinales; Debaryomycetaceae. Bases 1 to 1065 code for a protein of 354 amino acids. The transcript has a single exon. The record is from RefSeq and is a predicted model, not a curated record.